UUUGAGCUCCAUGGUCUUCUCACUAUCCGGCUGCUGUGGCGGAUGUUUUUGUCCCGUAUCUGUCUCAUGAGACAUGGACACCGCGAUGUUCCAGCUGCGGUCCUUCGUCCACCAGCGGCUGUGCGCAGCGGCGGAGGAGAUCCUUGGGGAGGUGGAGAAAACCAUCACGUUAGCUUUGUACGAAACCGAAGUGAGUCGAUCUAAAGGGGAGGUGGACAGUCUGCGACACCAGCUGGACCUCCUGCGAAAGACAUCAGCUGACCAACCUGCACUGACCAGCAGCUCAGUGAAACGUGAAGACGAAUGUGAUGCUGCGCUGCAGGAGGACCCAAAACCCUCGACACCACCAGAGUCUAGCUUCUGUCUGAGCACUGAGGUCCCUGAACCCUCUCAAACCAGCACAGACUUGGACAAUAAUAACUGGAACUACUGCUUGGUGCACGUGGGAGAAGUUCGCCUUGCAGAAAGCCUUUCUAACAGAAAUCCAAUGCCUGUUCCCCAGCAGCCAAUAGGAUCAAACAAGGCUUCAGCCAAUGAGGUGCCGUUUUCACUUUCACCGCACAUCCCGCUCUCGACCAACCCUCCACGGUUUGCUUCACUGAAAAUGCCGCGAAGAAUGAAGCGGAAGAGGACCGCUUGUCCUAAUCCUCACAAGGAUUCACUCGACCCACCGGAGCAAACUGCCUACCCAUCCGCCAUCAACCAGCAAAAGCUACCACCCGACAUCUCCACCAACGACCAGUGUUCCCCUCCUGAACCCGCAUACCCCUCUACCUCCCAGUUUAGUUCAUACAACACCCGCAGCUCAAAAAAUACAACCUCCCACCAGUCUGUUACCUCAUUUCCCUCCAUUUCUAACAAGCACUCCACUUUUACCCAAAUUCACCCACUUAUUACGGCUAACCUCGCCGCCGCUGCCACCGCCGGCGCUACCGUCAACAACACUGACACCACAAGCGCCUCACACUCAGCAGUCCCCACCCACUCCACUCCCUCCUCUCACCACGCACCGACCGCAGCUCCUGCCCCCUGCACACCACAGAUCUUCAAAGAAAUUUGCAGCAUACUCCCUCUGUCGUCCGGCGGGAAAAAGAAAAGAUGUAAAAUCACAGUGGAGGAACUAGUGCGCCGGGUAGGCCCCCCAGAAUACAUGUCAUUUUCAUCCCUAGCGGCGUACUUACGGACGGAUAAUAACGCAAGGAAGGAACUGCAAGCCCAGCUGGAGGAAGCUAGGAUUAAGCCCAGUGAGAUUACGACAGAGAUGUCCCUAUUUUCUCGGCUUUGUGAAGAGGAGGUAGACGCAUUAUGCAAGAGCCUCGCUGGCCUGGUGCGAGACCAUCUUCCCUUUCCAGGUCUCUACGUUAUUCCCGAGGCUGAGGACGAGGUGGCCACUCUGGAGAGGUUGUCCGAGUUCCGGUCCCACCUGAGGAGAGCCAUAGCAGCCAUCAAGGACAGAGUGGAAGCAGUGGACCUGGCCUCUCAUGGCUUCAUGUCCAGAAUGUUGGACAUCAUAUUGUCCAUAUUUGAAAAGUGUUUGGAGAACCAAAUGAACAGUAUAUGUUGAAAAAAACACUGGAGUAUAUAGUUUUUGCAGCAGUUGGCCACAUUAGCUCAUGUAGUUUGCGAGUUAAAGGUAUACUAUGCUGUCUUUGUUGUGGUCCCAGCCUCAGCUGGAACCUGUUACAGGCUUGGGGCCACACACCCACUGCAGGCUACAGGCCAGGAACACCCCAAGAUAAAUACACCCCCACACACUUCUACUGGGUCAUAAGUGAUGACUGAAAAGGAUUACUUUUGUAUGAGUCUUUAAGAAAAGCCUGCAUACUGUACCUUUAAUUGUAAACUAUAUUUCCCUCCAAAAUGUGCAUUUUUGGGUUGUUUUUCACUGCUUUCCUAAAUGUUACAGUUUGGCAACGAGUGACUCGUCAAAACCAUGCGGUUCUGUUCCAGGAUGCACACAU
Molecule: messenger RNA, 1961 nt
Organism: Chelmon rostratus (copperband butterflyfish)
Lineage: Eukaryota; Metazoa; Chordata; Actinopteri; Chaetodontiformes; Chaetodontidae
Exons: 7
Coding region: 74-1564 (496 amino acids)
Source: RefSeq, a predicted model, not a curated record